AUGGGCCCCACAACCCGCGCCCACUUCGUCUACAAUCGCCGCCGCCGCCGCCGCCGAGGCGGGAAGCACGCUGUCGAGGAGGCUUCUGACGAGGAGGAGCAGCGGGUGGAUAGCUCCUCCUCAUCCUCCGACGAAGAAGGAGAUGAGGAAGAAGAUGCCGAAGCGUCCGGAGAGGACGUCGAUGACGAGGAGGAAGAGGAGGCGGUCACUGUCGAGCCUGCGGUCAAGCAGUCAUCCGCAGCUGCGGCGGCGGGGGAGAAGAGGGGCGGAAGGAAGGGCCCGAUCAGCAUCAGCCUCGAGAAAGUGUGCAAGGUUAAGCCUAAGUUUCUGAUACCCAACCAACUAGAGUGUGGAAACAUAAAAUUUCAUCAGAGGCGUGUGACAUGCUUGGAGUUUCAUCCAACUAAGAACAAUGUUCUUUUAUCAGGAGACAAGAAAGGGCUUCUGGGUAUCUGGGAUUAUGUUAAGUUGCAUGAGAAGAUUACAUAUGAUUCUGUGCACUCCUGCAUUCUGAAUAGCAUGAAGAUUGAUACCACCAAUGAUGGGAUGGUAUAUACAGCUUCCUCUGAUGGUACUAUCAGUUUUACCGAUUUGGACACUGGCAUUGGCUUCCCCUUGUUAAAUCUCAACCCGAAUGGUUGGAAUGGUCCAAGCUCUUGGCACAUGAUAUACGGGAUGGACUUGAACACUGACAAAGGUCUUCUUUUGGUGGCAGAUAACUUUGGUUUUCUUUACUUCCUGGAUAGACGGUCAAAGACAAGAAUUGGACAUCCAAUUCUUAUCCAUAAAAAGGGUAGUAAGGUAACCAGCCUACAUUGCAACCCUGCACGACCUGAAGUUCUUCUAAGCAGCGGAAAUGAUCACUAUGCCCGUAUUUGGGAUACAAGGAAGCUUGAAGCCAACUCUCCCCUUGCCGGCCUUGCUCAUGGACGGGUUGUUAAUUCAGGAUACUUUUCUCCACAAAGCGGAAAUAAGAUCUUGACAACUUGUCAGGACAACCGAAUUCGUGUAUGGGACUAUAUUCUUGGUGAUCUGCAAUCCCCAAGUAGAGAAAUUGUGCACAGUCAUGAUUUCAAUCGUCAUCUGACUCCCUUCAAAGCUGAGUGGGAUCCAAAGGAUUACACUGAAACAGUUGCAGUUAUUGGCCGUUACAUAAGUGAGAACUACAAUGGUGUUGCUCUGCAUCCAAUUGAUUUCAUAGAUACCAGUUCCGGGAAGCUUCUGGCUGAGGUGAUGGACCCUGACAUAACAACCAUCAGCCCAGUGAACAAGCUACAUCCGCAAGAUGACAUCCUAGCUACAGCCUACAGGAAGCUCAAGGUGGCCCUUGCAGGUCUAUUUUCAUUUGGAAACCAAAAACUGAAGAUGAACUUGCUGAAGAAAGGGCCAAACAGAAAGACCAAGGAACACGUCUAUGGAUCAAGUUCCCGGAAGAAAGCAAAUGGCAAGCAUGGCAAUAGUAGUGAUGACGACUCAGAUGGCGAUUCUGGCGGAAAGAACAGGAAAGCAAAGAAGACUCGCUUCACUCAUGCAGUAAAGGGAAAGGGCAAAUCCAAAGUCUGA
This is a messenger RNA of Miscanthus lutarioriparius, 1563 nucleotides long. Lineage: Eukaryota; Viridiplantae; Streptophyta; Magnoliopsida; Poales; Poaceae. The record is from the annotation of a GenBank genome assembly.